AUGUCGGCGGCGACGCCGUGGUCGCUGCUGCUUCACUCAGGAUGGCCCGUCUUCCCUCUCGCGGCGCUGGUGGAAUCGGAACUCAGAGAGGACACGCACGUCUCCUUGGCCGUGUACCGGCUGGGAUGGAAGGAGCCUUCAGAGAACUGCAACGAGGAGCAGGAGGCUGUCCGUUUGGCAGCUUCCCUGUACGUCGGAGAAGGCCGAACUGUGAAACUCACGCAUAUUAUCGACUUUUUCCACCAAGAGGUCGGCGACGUAGAUCUUGUUGGUGAGGAAUUCAUUACUGCUGUGGCACGAGCCAAGCCACGCCACCCUGGCGUUUGCACUGCGGCCUUGGGUGUAGCCUAUGCUGCGCUUGCAGAUGCUUUGCAAUGCCACUGGCGCCGACCAACGUCCACGCUCACGCACCAACUUAUUGAUAUCGCGGUCGAGAAGGCCCAGGGAGGAGCCUUGCGGACCUUCGGUGAAGCUGCCGACUCUUUCAACGCCUUGGCAAGCUCCCGAUGGCCAUUGCUGCCACUCCUUUCCCGAUUGCAGCCCAGGUCGGCAGCUACAUCAACGGGUGUCUUGGUGUCCUGGUCAUCUCGAGAGGCUGAGCUGGGUGGCCUGAAUUGGGCGAAGAACUUCGCACAGGAGGUCUUCAGCUUCCACGACUUCGUGCUUGAGGAAGAUGUGGACUGUGCCGACAUCUUCGUGUAUCGCUCGUCGCUGCCGACAAACUUCGGUGGCGUCCUCAUUUUCGUGGAUGGCGAGGGGAGCCCGGCGGAUUCUCUGCAAGAGGAGCUGCUGCAGUCGUACCCGGCAUCGAUCGUCGUUGGCCCUUUACCUGCCGGAGGCGACUCUGUCUUCUUCCCGGUGCCCUAUGCGUCUACCUCUUUUGCAUCGCGCAGCUUUGCGACACCAAAUAGCUUGCUUUUGCCAAGACCAGUGGACCCGGAGGAUCGACCUGGCUUUGCUGCGUACCUGGUGUAUAAAUGUUAUCCUCACAGAGAAGGUUUCUUCAGACUGCUUGAUGCGAGAGGACGCGAAGCUGGCCUGGGCCCAGUGGAGACCCUAUCUCGGUGUGGCGAUGCCGGCGAAAUAGAUCGAACGUCACAAAGGUAUGCUGAGACCUACAUGGACGACGCUGCAGACCUCUUCCGACGAUUUCGUUUCGCGCUGGUCUUCGAGAACAAGAUUCAAACAAGGUACGUGACCGAGAAAAUUGUGAACGCCUUCGUUGCUGGAGCCGUCCCGAUUUACUGGGGAUCCGACUUUGUCGCUGAACUGUUCAAUCCCGAUGCCAUGAUCUGGGUGAACUCCUUCGAAUCCUUCGAGGCGGCUGUGGAGCACGUCAUCCGCGUGGCUUCGGAACCAGAGCUAUACGCAGCUUAUGCUUCAGCACCUCCAAUCAGGAAUACGUCUGCCGGUCGAUGGUACUUUUCCUGGCAUCGCGAUGCACCAUCUCUGGAUGGCGAAUCGCCCACGCUGCGUGAGGAGCUUGCAGCCGCGGCUAUGAAGAUGCAUGUAGCUGGGCUGGACGGCAGCUUGCCAGCAGUGGAACGGCGCCCGUUCGACUAUGCCGAGACCUUCCCCUCCUGA
Molecule: messenger RNA, 1584 nt
Organism: Symbiodinium sp. CCMP2456
Lineage: Eukaryota; Dinophyceae; Suessiales; Symbiodiniaceae
Source: the annotation of a GenBank genome assembly